AUGCCCUUCGCAGAAGUGCCUGCCGCCGGGUCCUCGACUGUCGCGUCCCCAGUCUCCCAAGACAUCCACUCCCACUGUGAAAAUUGCAUCAACGUCUCCACGUGUAAGGACUCCAGCUGCCCCAUCGUGCCGUGCGACUGUGGUCACAAACUCCACCAGUGCAAGCUACAAGACCACGCGCUGCUCUGUCGGGAAGCGAAUUUUAAAGUAAGAGAGGCGCUCCUGUCUCGAGUGUGUGGCUCGUAUCGGACGCAAGGGUUUGCCCGCUGCUCGAAUAAACCGGCGUGGAACAGUGAAGUUUCAACAGGUUCUAACAGCAUGUCGUCGCCUUCGCAUCUGGGCACCGGUUGUGCAUCUCAAGACUACCUUCCGACUUCGACGCCUCCGACGUCACCUCUCGAUCUUUCCUCUCCUUCCCAUACGACUACCACUAACACUAACACCUCAUGUGCCGCUGGUAAACGCUUCCUGCUCGACGAUGCGGAGAUGGACGUGCUCGAGGCUCUCGCGAAAGACAACCCUGAUCUCUUGACGCACGGAGUCAAUUUGGACAUCGAGGAGACGAUUACUUGCUCUCCGGAGGAUGAGACACCACCGGGACUCCAGGAUUCCGACAUGAUGUCGCCGUCUUGCGAGCACGUCGGCUCCCUGCCGAACGCUUCCUCCGACCGGGACUCGAUACCCAGCGUCGAGAUAUUUUGCGUUGAAUCCGACGAAACGCAGAAACGUACCGAUAGCUUAGUUGAAUUAGGAGAAAAUAUUGUCGCCGAGGCUGUCCAGCUGGCCAAGGCCACCGUCGAGGACAUGCUCAGGCUCAAACGGGAGCAACAAGAGGCGUUGUCGAUGGACAAGUCGGACGGAAAGGCUCUGGAACAAAAACAAACCUCUGAACUGCUCGACUCGUUAAUGAAGGAAGCCCCGAAACCCGCAACACGGUAUUCGCUCGCCGCCGAGGAAGCCGACUCGCCAUCGGACGAGCCAGAUAACAACGAACCCGACUCGGAGCAACUGCUGGACGACGCAUCGCUGUCGCAGCACGGCCCCGACGAGCCCGAGACCAUCAGUGAGGAGUCGUCUUCCUGUUUGGAACCUAUCAGGAUCCAAGCUGCUAAGUCGCCCACGCUGGAGGACAUUCCUGAUCUGCCCGAUGAUCGGGAGAGAAACAGACAGCAGCACCGAAAUCAUCGACGAGGAGUCACAAACAAAACUACCGACAGCGUAGACAUAGACGACGAUGACGAUAGUCAGAACUCUGACACCGAGUCGCACUCGCCGUCGCCCGUAGACAGAUACCACUGCACCGGAACGGUAGUACGCAAAGUGAAGAAAACGGAAACAACCACCACUUCGAGCAAGAUGACUGCGGGAACUGAGGGAGCGCCCGCUCCGUCGAACAAGAAAGACAGCUACGUCACGAUUGCUGAGAAUGGACUGGGACGCAACGGCGCGUUUAAAGAGACCGCUGUCACUGGAGUCAGCCUUUCGUCCUUGAAACAAAGUUACGUCCAAAACGCUUGCAACGGAGGAGGAGGAGGAACGCUUUCUUUGCCCCCGGAAAGGACGCUCCGUGCACGAGAAAAUAUCCCUUCAAUAGACAUUGGACGGCUCAAGAAUGCGUACAAUAGUUUGGGGCAUUCCGAGAUCAUAAAGGCUCAAUCCCCGGACGACUUAGUCCCUGUCAACAUUAACGCUCUGCGCGAGAACUUUUCCAGGCAGCAGAGUAUCCAUGCUGCUCGGGAGCCCUCGCCAGUUGAAGAGGUGAAAUUGAGCGUAGACAAAAAGAAGGUCCAGAGCCAAUUCAGCGUUGACGGCGGAGAAACGGACUCCAAAUGCAAACGCUGCCAGAAGACCGUGUAUCCCGCCGAAAGAGUCCGCGCCGAGAAGGCUCAAUAUCACAAGCAAUGCUUCCGUUGCAAGGAAUGCAGCAAAACUCUGAGCGCCGAAUCGUACAACUCUCACGAGGGUGAGCUCUACUGCGCCAAUCAUUUCAAACAAUUGUUCCAACCCAAGGUCAACUUCGAGCCGGAUUCCGGACCAAGUAAGUACCACUAAAAUUCGGGACGAUUCCCAAUACCCCGAAUGAUUACAGGGAAACAACGUAAGCACGAGAUGAUCAUCCGCGAAAACGAGCCCAUGCAGCUUUCUCCAGAUGUUGUAAGAUGCGACACUCGUAGCAACAUGGAAGAUCUGGAGGGUCUGAAUCUGAAUCUCGGCUCGCUCAAGUCGCGUUUCGAAAACCAGUCGAAAGCGGAGGACGAAGUGAAGAAAUCAACCUCGGUCGCCGACAGAAGCGCACUUUCCCGGUCUGCUAGCGUCUUGAAGAGACUCGAAAAGUACCAAUCUGUCGCGUCAGGCGAGGCUAAGGCUGACUCUUCUGACGAGGAAGGCGAGGACGAAAUGGACAAAAUCGAUUUGUCGAAGAAAAUCGAGGUCUGCAGAGAGAUGAACGAACUCAAGAACAAGUGGGAGUCUGGAAAAGUCAGCAAAGAGCACAGAGAAGCGGCCAAGGAUGAGUUGGCAUCUUUGCGCAAGAAAAUCUGUGUCGGCCGCUCAGAGUCGAUGAAGGUCGUCUACGAGAAAGCGGUACAGGACGCCAAUCAGGCGGACUCGAAGAAACCGUCCGCACCAGACGACAUAAAUGUCACUCACGCAUUCGCUACGAAUCUCAAGAAGAAAUUCGAGACGGGAGAGGUCAUCAAGGAGCAGGAGGCGGAACGUUUGGAAAGCGUCAAAUCUGAGAAAGAGGAGGACCUGUCGGUUUGUCAAGAGACCGGCAUCGCUCACCAAGCCAAGAACAUGUUUAGACAGCUCGACAAAGAAAUCACAUCGCGUCCUCAGACCCAAACGCCGACUCCGCUCGCCAGGACCGCCUCGGAGAGCCGUUGGAAUCGGUCCCCUGGCGACUCCAACAAGAACAUCGAAAUUGUGAAGGCGAGCGAACCCGGACAAAAAGACCACAUCGAGGUCGAAACCACGGCCCUCACUGAACGCUUCAAGUUCUUCCAGAAUUAUAAAGAAGAACCGACAAGCAAAAAGGAUUUCAGGAUGACGCCUCCUCGUGAACUGGAGAAGGAGAACUCUCCCGCUCCAGCCUGCGAGCGAGACCCCAAUGUGGUCGUGAGCUCGACGGUCAUCGACGACAUACCUAAAGUUGACACAGCUACGAAGAUGCGUCAGAAGUUCCAAGAGCUUAUCGAAUCGCCGGCCGAAAAGAGUCUCUCGUCGGUGGAAACUUCUCGGCCUAAAGCGCUGAAGAGGAUUACACCUCCCAGGGAGACUUUCGAGGACAACGUCGUUGAGAACACCCCCGUCGUAGAUCCCAGCGUGAUCAAGUGCAGUUACAAGGUGGACGACGAUAUCCAGGUCGAGGCAGACAAAACCAAGUCGAUGAAGGCUCGCUUCGAGAACUGGUCCGACGUGGAGCAGCGGAAAAACUCGGCGAACCUCGACGAUGAUUGCCUGCCCGUGGACAACAUCACCCGAAACAUGAGAGCAAUGUUUGAACCUAACAGCAAUCAGAGCUUGCAAACAAAUGGCCAGACUGCCGAGCGCAACAAGCCGAAGGUCAACCGAUUUGUAUUCGGCACACCCGAGAGCGAGGUCUGUGCGAUGUGCCAAGGGAAAGUUUUCCCUAUGGAAAGACGUGAAGCUAGCGGACUCGUAAUGCACACGAAGUGCUUCAAGUGUACUCAUUGUAACAUCAACCUCAGGCUCGAUGGAUAUUCGCAAACUGGCGGAAAACUGUACUGCGAGGCUCACUACCAACAACUCUUCAAAGUUAAGGGAAACUACGACGAGGGGUUCGGACGCGAGAAGUGGUCGCGGACGCCCUCCCCUUCAAGCCAAGACACUCCUCCACUCAACCUCCCCCCCACCAGUUCCAAUCACACCGUGAUCGCGUAGACUGCCGUGGUAGACUUCCACUGGACGAGUGAAUACUUCACCAGAGCAAGCUUAAUUUCAUCAACUCGACAACAGGCCAACGACAACCCCUAGAUCCCAAAGUCUUCCUCAGCGCGACGGACGUCGUUAAUAAUUGUGACCUUGGACACUACUACGAUCACAAUGACUACCUCUCUCUUGUAUCUGUGAAGACUACACUCGUAGCAACGGAGAGACGAGUCGGCUGACCACUCGCUCUUUAGCUGCACUUUCAUCCUGUUGUUUGCCACACUCGACCCAAUCAACCUCAACAAGCAUCGAAUAUUAGAGAAUCAUGUUCUAGAACGAAUCGAUUCCUAUCGCGGAAGUGAGAGCCGAGCUCGGCGAGGAAGGAGUUCCGCUGGGGUUUCGUAAUUAUCGAGGUCUCGGUAUCAUUGUCGUUCCUUAAUUUUCACGCGAGCUAUCCAUAGAUCGCACGAUGCAUGAGCAGCGCGAGAGAGCCGCCGUACCGCUAGCCGGCGGAUCUGAACGCGAAACAUUCUCGCUUCGAUCUGGUAGAAUCGAUGGCCGCUCUCAAUUUAUUCAAAGAACUCCCCUUCGGACUCCUCUCUAUGUUGAUAUGGUUCUCUGAGUACACAAACUUUCCGUGAGAGUUCUGCUCGGAAACAUCAGUUGUACUGCGACUAGAUAUCCGAAUCUUCCACAUUUUUCAAUCUUCGAUUUCUCCUAGGUUGGGGCUGUUUGGAUCCCCUGUUUUGUGGGGCGGGCUCAGGAUUUUCGAACACGGCAGAAUAACUGCACGGUUCCAUGGGGUAUAAUUAAUCCGGUCUGGGGAGGAGCCGACGCUAAGUCAAGUACUGCUUAAUUUUCGGUUGAAGUAUCGGAGCUCGGGGCUCCCUUUGCAAUCCUGAAGAAGUUUUACAUAGAGCCAAGCACUCUUUCCGCUGUUUCAUUGUAGAUAUUGCCCAAAUACGAAAGGCUGUACCAUUCAUGCUAAGCCGGGAUCGAUUUGCUUUAGAGUUAGAGGGGGUGUUCGGGAAGCCCAUAGACUGGAACGCUCACCUCCGCGGGACACGGACGAGAUUCCCGACAAUACUUCAUUAUAUGAAUUCUGGCUCAUUAUCUAGAAACAAUGGGCGUGACACAGAGUGACACCCGCGGCUCGACAGCGUGAAGCCGAGAAUAAUUCCUUCCUAGAAUACGGGAAUUUUAUCGAGGAAGUGAGAGAAGCUAAACAUGACUUGUCACUUUUCUAGUUGGCCGUGACCCGUGCAUGAACAAUAAACAUUGAGACUGAUUGUAGAGCAAC
This is a messenger RNA of Galendromus occidentalis (western predatory mite), 5191 nucleotides long. RefSeq lists its product as uncharacterized. NCBI's taxonomy places the organism in Eukaryota, Metazoa, Arthropoda, Arachnida, Mesostigmata, Phytoseiidae. The record is from RefSeq and is a predicted model, not a curated record. The transcript is spliced from 20 exons.